AUGAAAAGCAAGCUCUGGAAUGUCAUUGGUGGCCUCACUUCUCACAGCUCCGUCCACAUAGCUCACAUUUUGAACACCUACAAGAUUCCACAGCUCAGUUAUGGCUCCUUUGACCCAGUUCUGAGUGAUAAAAGGCAGUUCCCAUCCUUCUUCAGCAUGGUUCCCAAUGAAAAUGAACAAUAUGAGGGGAUUGUUCAUUUACUGAAACAUUUUGGAUGGAACUGGAUUGGUCUUUUAAUAUCAGACAAUGAAAGUGGGGAAGCCUUUCUUCGAAAUCUCCAGCCAAAGCUCUUGAAGAACGAUAUUUGCAUUGCUUUGAGGAAAUUGGUCCCAGUAUUCAAAACUGUCAGAUUAAGUGAAGAUAUUUAUACACGACUAAAAGACAUAGCGUUUGCUAUUUUAUUGUCUAAAACGAAUGUGUUGCUUGUUUCUGGAGAUAUGCAAUCCAUGCUCAUCUUUUGGAAUCUGAUUAAUCUUAUUUUUAUUCUUCCCUCAAUCCAGCUUCAUCACUUUCUUAGACACGUCCGUUUUAAUAACAGUGCAGGCGAUGAAAUCUUUUUUGAUGACAAGGGAAACUUUGACCCUGGAUAUGAUAUCCAAAACCUGGUCACAUUCCCUAAUAAUUCCUUCAAGAGAGUCCAGGUUGGAAGAAUAGACUCCAGAGCCCCUGGUGGGAAAAAGUUCGUCAUUAAUGAAGAUGCCAUUCACUGGAAUCACAAAUUUGAGCAGGUACCUCCUUAUUCCAGAUGUGUUGAAAGGUGCCCCCAGGGAUUCAUGAAAGUUGUUCAAGAAGAAGCACAAAUUUGUUGCUACAAUUGCACUAAGUGCCCUGAAGGAAGAAUUUCAGUCCAAAUUGAUGCAGACCAAUGUGAGAAAUGCCCAGAAGAUCAGUAUUCAAAUGCAGGAAGAGAGCAGUGCCUUCCCAAAAGUUUCAGUUAUUUAUCCUACAGUGAACCCUUGGGGGCCACACUGACUUCCUUGACUCUUUUCUUUUCAGGAAUCCUCAUUUUAGUGGCAGUGACUUUCAUUCUGCACUGGGAGACUUCCAUUGUCAAAGCCAAUAACAGGAACAUCACCUGCAUCCUUCUAUCCUCUCUCCUGCUUUGUUUUCUCUGCCCACUGCUGUUUAUUGGCUGGCCUGGGGAGGUGACUUGCUUUCUCAGGCAAACAAUAUUUGGCACUGUUUUCUCCAUUUCUAUUUCCUGCAUCUUGGCCAAAACCAUCACGGUAGUUCUGGCCUUCAUGGCCUCUAAGCCAGGAAACCAGAUGAGGAAGUGGUUAGGAAGAAGACUGGCAGGAUCCAUCAUUGUCAUCUGCUCCUUCAUUCAAGUUGUUAUUUGUAUAGUGUGGUGGGUCACAUUUCCUCCCUUCCCUGAGUUUGACAUGCAAUCCCAGAUGGAUAAGAUUAUUGCGCAAUGUAAUGAAGGCUCAGAUUUCAUGUUUUAUAUUGUCCUGGCUUAUUUGGGACUUUUGGCCAGUAUCAGUUUUACUGUGGCUUUCUUUGCAAGGAAAUUGCCUGAUACCUUUAAUGAAGCCAAGCUGAUCACCUUUAGCAUGCUUGUGUUCUGUAGCGUUUGGGUGUCCUUCAUCCCAGCUUAUUUUAGCACCAGAGGGAAAUAUAUGGUGGCUGUGGAGAUCUUCUCCAUCUUGGCCUCUACUGCUGGUCUACUGGGUUGCAUCUUUCUCCCCAAAUGCUACAUCAUUCUCUUGAAGCCACAUCUAAACACAAAAGAACAUCUGUCCAAGAGAACAGUUUAAUUGGUAUAUGCACACUCCAUCAGACAACAUUUUCAUGAAUCAUCUAAAGGGAAAAUCCCCAAAAAUUCAAUAUUGGUACCACAAUAAAAGACUUCCCCUUUA
This is a messenger RNA of Pantherophis guttatus, 1860 nucleotides long. The record is from RefSeq and is a predicted model, not a curated record. NCBI's taxonomy places the organism in Eukaryota, Metazoa, Chordata, Lepidosauria, Squamata, Colubridae.